AAAAGGAAAUAUCAAAAGAAUUUUCAAAAAAUCGUUUUAAGUGCAGAACCAAAUUAGCAGUUUUAAACGAAAGCAGCUUUCGUGUGCCAUAAAAUCGUUGUGACAAAGCUUUUAGAAGUUUGUUGAAAAAGCUCUGCGUUUGACAUUUAAUCCAGCGAGUUGGCUAAUUUCAAUUUGACGUUUCACAUUGACAACGAAAAACAAAAAAAUUAAAAGCACGAAUUACUCAGAGAAGUGAAAAAUCGCACAAGCAGAAAAAGCAAGUCAACCAGAAAGAAAACAUUAGUUUUUGUGGAAAAUUUCUUUGAAUCAUCAACAUUAAAUAAAAAUCUCAUAGCAAAUCGCAAGCGCUGUUUCCGCUGGUGCAAAAGUGAUUUUGAAAUCCACAGCGUUUUAUUGAUUUCUGCGAACGCUAACGAAAAAAACAAACACGGACGUGGUGGCAGAGGCCGCAUUGGCAGUGGUUGGCUGGCUGGCGCACAGCGAAAAGUGGACAACACAAUACAGUGGCAAAGUCACGAGCAAUGUAAAAGGUGGCGAGAACAAAAACACGCAUUGAGCUACCAAGGAAACGGGUGCGCGAGGGGAGCAGCGUAUUGCACACAUCAAGUUACAUUGCUAACAUAAACAGGCAACAAAGGAAUUAGUUGGUUUUUAUCGGCUUCGCGAUCUCUUCACUGUAAUUUGGAGACACAUUUACGUUGACGUGUACAAGUGCUCCGUAAGCAAAAGCAAUACUACUAGUUAGCGGCUAGUAAGCAACUAGCAAGAACUAACUGCCGUGUAUUUGUUGUUAUUUUUUACAUCAUUUAGCAGCUGUUAGCGUGCUAAAGUAGUUGCGGCAAACAUUCCGUGAAUUAAUUUCCAACAGUCACACUUGCCAGCAUCGUGCAAAGAUGUCAAACAUGUUUAGCAUAACCAAUAUUAAAAAUCGAUUUAUUUCGGUUAUCGCACCAGAUAUACCGCCGCUGCCAUCGACACACGGCCAUCAAAUGCACCGCGGUAACAUCAGCGGCGGUCCAUCAAACUACCAGCUGCGUAUGGCGCAUCAACAAAAGAAACCAGACAAAUUCGCCUAUGCGCGUCCACCAUUUCUGCAACUCUUGACAAUCGACGAGUUGCGCGCCUCAGCCGAUCACAAUGUGCGACCCAUAAUUGUGCCCCGUGACAUCAGUUUGCUGCCGUGGGGCACUGGUUAUGCCGAGUGCGUUAAUUCCGGGAAAUCGGAGUGGAACGAAGAUCAAGCUGCAUUCGCCAGGCAAGUGCUGUCCGAUCCCACACACUCUCAUCCAGACUUACCAUAUACGUACUAUGGUAUUUUUGAUGGACAUGCUGGCUAUGGUGCCGCACUGGCUGCCUCCCAUCAAUUCCACCACAUAUUACACGAGAAACUGGUGGAUUGCUUGGAAUUGCUGCUUCCUCGUGAUGAAGACGCGGCCAAUUCGAACCAAGACAGUAGCUUUCCCCAUCCCAGUCAUUUUCACCGACGCGUUUCAAAGGAUGAGCUCAUCAUCGGCGCACUGGAGAGCGCUUUCUUCAACAUGGACACGCUGAUUGCACAGGAUCGUGAUCGAUAUCGUGAUGCCGGCGGUUGCACUGCUUGUGUGGCGCUAUUCAUCAAUGGCAAACUGUUUGUAGCGAACGCUGGCGACAGUCGUGCCGUCUUGAGCCAACGCAAAAGCAAGUGCACUGAGAGGAACAACACAACAACCGUUGCAGUGGCAAAUGCUGACAAUGGCACGGACACGCAAGAAGUGUUCGCUGUGCCCUUCUCUUUCGAUCACACGCCAGAAACCGAACGCCAACGGCUGCUCACUGUAGCGCGCUUGAAGCCACAUCUGAUGGAGAAACAGUACGCUGCCAUGGAGUAUGCCAAACGGCCACAUAUGAAGGAUCUGGGUCAGCGCAUACUCUGCCGUCAAGGCACUAUGAAGGGUUGGACCUACAAGACGUUGACACGCGAGGACUUACGCAUGCCAGUGGUGACAGGCGAAGGAAAGCGCAGCCGUUUGCUGGGCACACUCGGCGUAACUCGCGGCUUUGGUGAUCACGAUCUCUUAGCCAUCAACACAGGCACACAGAUCAAACCAUUUCUCACACCCCACCCGGAAGUGGUCAUACGCGAUCUUUCCAAAAUUGUUAGCAUUCCAGAUGAAAAUAAUGAGGACGGCGACUACGGCAUACUAGUGAUGGCCACCGACGGUCUCUGGGAUGUUUCCGAAAACGACGCCGUCGCGCGUACGGUUUUCCAAACGCUCGACAAAUACCCAACGGAGAAGCACCGUUACACAAUGGUGGCACAGGAGCUGGUGGCGCGGGCGCGUGGUAAAAUAAACGACUCAGGACAUUGGCGCCUGGCCGACAGCAAAGCGGCCGCAACAGUCGAUGAUAUUUCAGUGAUUGUGAUUCCCGUCUAUCAGUAUUACAAGGAGCACGUCGAGUGGGAAAAGCGUUGCGCACAAGUGCUGCAGGAGCGACGUGCCAAAGUGACACCGAGCGCCACCGAAGCGUGUGAGGAUGAGACGCUGCUGGUAAAUGGCGUCACAAAGGCGCAAGUGGAAGUGGAGCACGAAAAUGCCGAAGAAGAGGAGGAGGUGGUAGUGGAAGUGAAUAGACAACAAGCUAAAGCCACUGUUGAGCUGGAGGAGGAGCAGGAGGAGUCUGUAAAACCAUCAGGCAGCGGCCAAAGAGACCCGCUCAAUGCACACCCAGUCGACACGGCAGCUGCUGAGAAGGAAGUAAAGGAUCUCAUAGAGAAUGAAUUGACCGCAGCCAUAUCAGCGCUGGAUGCGACUGAGAGUGCAGCAGACGAUAGCAAAGAGGCAAAAGGCGUUGUAUAAGAGCAAGCGGUGCUUGCCGAUGCGCUGAAGAGGCUCAAAUAUCUCAUUGCAAGUGGAGAUAAUUAGUUGAUAAACUGUAUCCCCGUAUCACUCUCUCUCUCUCUGCUAUUACAGAACCGUCUGAGAAGACGUAUAAAUCACAGCAGCCGCAACAGCAACAACAACAACACCAACAUCACCGCAAUCGUAAUCGCCAAGGCAAACGUUGAGGGAAUAACAAUAACAAAAACAAAAUAGAACGUACGCAAAUAUCGCGUACACACAUACAUACAUUUUCUACUAAAUACAUAAUAAUAAGUAAAUAGAGAACAAACUUAACUUAACUUAGUUAAUGUAUAAACGCACUUAAUUUGCGAAUCAAUUAAUGAGCUAACGGAAACACACACACAGAGAAAUGUAGCGUAGAGAAGGACGGCCGCGCUGUGUUUUGCGGAUGUGAAUUUGCCAAGUGAAACUUACUCAAUCAUUACCAGCGAGCAAAAUCAAUUUUAGAUACUAAUAUGCAAACACACACAUAUUUAUUUGGACUCCUCAUUCUUAAUUUACAAACGCACUCGCGCUCGCCCUCGACCGCAUUCUGUAAAUCAUUAUACUGAGUUGAGAUAAGCGGCUAAUUAUGAAAUCUGAAAACUUAAAAUUACGAGAGUGCGUGUCAUUGCUAGAAAAAUAGUACAGUUAAUACACUAAAAACUUUGAAUACCGUUAAACAGAAAAUAUAAACAAAAAUGGAUUUUCGAAAAAACUGUAUUCGAGAUUUUCGAAAAUAAAUUAAUCAAAACUAAAAAUUGUAAUAAUUCAAGAUUUGCGAAAAUAAAUUAUUAGUUUUUAUUAAAAAACAAUAAA
This is a messenger RNA of Zeugodacus cucurbitae (melon fly), 3683 nucleotides long. RefSeq names its product protein phosphatase 1H. The coding region runs from base 897 to 2840 and encodes 647 amino acids. Lineage: Eukaryota; Metazoa; Arthropoda; Insecta; Diptera; Tephritidae. Gene Ontology annotation, biological process: protein dephosphorylation. The transcript has 5 exons. The record is from RefSeq and is a predicted model, not a curated record. Gene Ontology annotation, molecular function: protein serine/threonine phosphatase activity; cation binding.